AUGAUUCGCCGGUUCCGACCGCGAUCUCGCGAAUUUGCGGCUCGAAUCCGGGCGCGCGCGCAGCCACGAGCGCAUUGCGCUGACAGGGGAAGCGGAAGGGCAGCACCGCCGAGAGUUCCGUCGGUGGGGGAAGAAGAACCGCGAGCGGAGCAGGGGAGUGGCAGCGGCGCAGUGCAAAGCCGCGGGGAAGGGCGGGGUGGCGGGAUGUCGGGCAGCGGGGGAUCUCUGAGCGGGUUAGGGGGAGGCGUGAGCAGCGGAUUCGUGGCGGGGGGAAGGCGAUGGGAGGAUCUGCGGAAAGAUGCGCGGCGAGUGGAGAGCGAGGUGGACCACCGCCUAGCCGCCUACUCCAAGCUCGGCGCCGCCUUCGCGCUCGCCUCCUCCUCCACCGCUGCUGGCUCGCUGCCCGACCCCUCCGAGGCGCAGAUCCGAGAGGGCGAGAUAGAGGCGCUGCUGCAGCAGCUGGCGUCGCUGAACGACGCCAUGGGCGCAUGUGCUGCUGCGGGCGGGGCGGGAGGAGGCAGCUCAGAGCUGCAGGCACACACUCUCACCCGCCACAACAACAUUCUGCUGGAGUUCUCUAGGGAGUUCGCCCGCACGCGGGCAGCAGUGACCACCAACCUGGAGCGAGCGCAGCUGCUGGGAGUGUUCGGCAAGGCGGGUGGCAGGGAGGGUGGCGGCGCGGGCAGCAGUGCGGGCGCGGAGGUGCUGUCUGAAACGGCCAGACUGCUCAAUGAGCGCACCUCCAUCCACUCCGCACUCUCUCAGGCUGAUGACGUCAUCAAGCAAGCAUACGCCACGUCAUCAUCUCUGGCACAGCAGCGCUCGCUCCUUGGAGGCACAUUCUCUAAAGUCACACUCCUGGGCAACCGAAUUCCAGGGGCUGCUUCCUCCCCAUUCUUUCUCACAGUAUGCCUCCCAUCUCCCAUGCUGCCUCAACCCCACCAUGCUCAACACCUCAAUCACCAACUGGUGCUGCACCACAAUCACCAACUGGUGCUGCACCACAAUCACCAACUGGUGCUGCACCACCAUAAGCUCAUCCACAUGCUCUUCUGCUUUUGUCUCCACCCUCCUUCCCUCCACCCCUCCACCCCUCCUCCCCUCUCCCCUCUCCCUGUACAGCUGAACACGCUUCUAUCGGCCAUCAGGAGGAAGAAGUCACGGGACUCGCUCAUUCUUGCUGCCGUCAUCGCCGCCUGCACACUCUUCCUCCUCGUCUACUGGCUCAACAAGUAG
Molecule: messenger RNA, 1236 nt
Organism: Closterium sp. Naga37s-1
Lineage: Eukaryota; Viridiplantae; Streptophyta; Zygnematophyceae; Desmidiales; Closteriaceae
Source: the annotation of a GenBank genome assembly